This is a messenger RNA of Colletotrichum graminicola M1.001, 1551 nucleotides long. RefSeq names its product oxidoreductase molybdopterin binding domain-containing protein. The transcript is spliced from 4 exons. Bases 1 to 1551 code for a protein of 516 amino acids. Lineage: Eukaryota; Fungi; Ascomycota; Sordariomycetes; Glomerellales; Glomerellaceae. The record is from RefSeq and is a predicted model, not a curated record. Gene Ontology annotation, cellular component: mitochondrion. Gene Ontology annotation, molecular function: oxidoreductase activity; molybdenum ion binding.
AUGGCUCCUGCUGAGCCGCAUGCUAUUCCCUUCAGGGCAAAGGGCGAGAUUCCCGAGUUCAAGGAAGAGAGGGAGGGCUGGAAGGGCUACAUUGAGUGGGAGAAGUACCCAGAGAAGAAGAAGCAGGUUGAGGAUCUCAUGGCACAAUAUGACUUCCCUGACCCACCUCAAUUCCAACUCGGACCGUUGCCCGACACCAACCCUAUUCUCACAGGUGAACGAUGGAAGCAGUAUCACUAUGCCCUCGGACUGGGACACCUCGUCGACACUAGCUGGGACAUUGUCAAGAAGGAAAAGGCCGAGGACAUGAUCCACGUGCUCCAGUUUCCGUACAAUGGCGAGACCCCGCGUAAACGCCUUGUCGAGAAAGAGUUCACCGACAACAAAGACCACUUCGUCCGCAACCACGGCGGCAUCCCCGAGAUCGACGAGGACAAGUACACGCUCGACAUCACGGGCCACGUUAACAACCCGCAGACCCUCACCCUCCACGACCUCAAGACCAAGUUCCCGCACCAGAGCAGCGUCGUCUCUCUCCAGUGCUCUGGCACACGCCGCAUCGAGCAGAUCGCGCAGUAUCCAGGCGACGGCGACGAGCUCAUCAAUGCCCCCUGGGGCGAGGGCGCUAUCGGCACGGCCCGCUGGACGGGCGUCAGCUUGAAGAAGGUGAUCAAGUACUGCGGCGGUCUGAAGGAAGGCGCAGGCCACCUAGAAUUCUUCGGCGCCGACACGUACUUCAAGAAGGGCAAGGUGUACAACUACGCCGUGAGCGUGCCGUGGCGCAAAGUGAAGCUGAACGAGGUCCUCCUCGCGUGGGAGAUGAACGGCGAGCCGCUGCCCAAGAUCCACGGCUUCCCGCUGCGGACCGUCGUGUUCGGCUACAUUGGCGCGCGGAGCACAAAAUGGCUCACCGAGGUCCGGGCCAUCCCGCACGAGAGCGCAGCACCAGUGCAACGGCGGGAGUACAUCUACUAUACGCCGCAGAUAGGGAAGCAGAACGUCAAGUAUAGCAAUGGCUUCUCGAUCCAAGACAUGCCCGUGUCGUCAGCCAUUAUGACGCCCAAGGACAUGGAACAGAUCGUCCACGACGGCAAGGUGACGCUGCGCGGCUGGGCGUACUCGGGCGGCGGGCACUGGCCCGUUCGAGUCGAGGUCAGCUCCGACGGCGGCUCUGUGUGGUACGAGGUGCCGUACGACAAGAUGACUAAGAAGUACUUCCACGCGUGGCGGCUCUGGGAGAUUGAUAUGCCCGUGGACGCGGAGGGAUGGCUGGAGUUCUGCGUGCGGACGUGGGACAACUCGUGCAACACACAGCCUACCUAUGUGCGGUCUGCUUGGAACUGGGACCUCCACGUCACGUCCUCGUGUCACCGCAUCAAGAUCUACAGCAUGAACCGGUCCCGGCCCGCGACAGCCGCCAGGCUGAAGAAGCUCGAGGAAAAGGGGGAUCCCAUUGUGCCGAUCACGCACCCCGUCAAGAUCGAUCUGGAGUCAGAUGAGGAGUACGAGAGAAACAUGGCGGCGCAGGGUGGCCGGGACCCGGAGGAGUGA